Eimeria tenella is the source of this 1308-nucleotide messenger RNA. RefSeq lists its product as uncharacterized. The record is from RefSeq and is a predicted model, not a curated record. The coding region runs from base 1 to 1308 and encodes 435 amino acids. NCBI's taxonomy places the organism in Eukaryota, Apicomplexa, Conoidasida, Eucoccidiorida, Eimeriidae. The transcript is spliced from 8 exons.
AUGGCGGAAGCAGUGCAUUAUGAGUUGUCCCCUAGCCUGACAAAUAAUCGGGACUCGGGUUUACUCCCUCAGGCUACUAGGCCUAUUUCAGGCUUGCCAGCGGUAGGGUAUUCCACAGCGCUAAAGCUGCUAGUUUACUCUGCCAUCGUCCUUUUGGUGACUCUCUGCGCUCGACGUCAAUUACACCACUUGUCGAAAAAUGGUUGCAGGACUGGAGAUUCAGACUUGGGUGGUGACAUCUCACCACCCUCGCAAGACUCCGAUGAAGACAGACCGUCUGGAGAUCUGAAGUUUGAUGACGGUCAAACAUCACCAGACGCCCACGACGAGUAUCGUCCCCAGUCAGACGCAGCAAGCACUCAAGCACCAGGGACAGGAGCAGCAGAGGAAGGCGUCAGCAGCAGCUGGGAAGACGAAGCACCUGGCGAUGCCGCGGCAGCAGCUCCAGAAGCAGCAGCAGAUGACGAGGAUGAUGACUCCAACAGCAACUGCGGCCAACUUGUUUAUGACGUUGUACGUAGUGAUCAAGAGAGUACCAUGGAGAGUGCCGAAAGCACAGGCGUCGAGCCGCACGAUGCUCAGGCAGCUGCUGGAGAAGUAGCUGAGAAACAUAAAUUGGAAAGGCAAGGGCGUGCUAGAUGGAUGGGGCCGCUAGCUGGCCUCUUGGAAACUGCCGGCAAUAAAAUAUCUCGCAUAGCAGCAAAAUCUGAUGUGACGGCAAACCCAGCAGCAGGAGAACUAGCUGGUGAGACUGCUGCCAGUAGCUCAAAGGCAUCUCAACCUCAGGAAGGCGGGCGUUUUACAUCGAAGUUGGCCUUCGGGGAUUCGAAUUCUCCCCACUAUAGAGAUCUGGGAAAACCUUAUGACUUUCCGAAUCUCAAGGCAUUAAACUAUACUGAGCUACGACAAGAGCUGCUGAAGUUUGCAGAAUCCAUGGGUAACCUGUGCUCUCCCCAUAGCGAACCAUUUCGAGCUACGGUCAAGGCGGACUGUGAAAUAUGCGGCGUUGGUACAGUGACUUUCCAUAUUGAGCUUGUGGAAGAAGAUAUGAAAAAUCAAGGCGCCUUGAGCAAACUUAGAGGAAGACUAUUUUCCGAUAAUCCGUUUAGCAAACGGUUUGCUGAGAGGUUUGCACGCGACUUGUUGGCGCUAGUGGAAGAGCUGAGCCUCGAGGUUUCAGAGCAUGCGCAACGGACAGAAAUGCCCAACGACAGUACACACGUUUAUUCUACAGUGAUGGAAAAGCCAGCUGCUGCAGCCUGCACAGGAAAAGUUUCUUUGAAGAUAUUUGGGGUCAAAGCAAACUGA